Messenger RNA from Malurus melanocephalus (red-backed fairy wren), 2030 nucleotides. It is a transcript of the gene CPPED1, whose product is annotated as calcineurin like phosphoesterase domain containing 1. Gene Ontology annotation, molecular function: hydrolase activity. NCBI's taxonomy places the organism in Eukaryota, Metazoa, Chordata, Aves, Passeriformes, Maluridae. The record is from RefSeq and is a predicted model, not a curated record. The coding region runs from base 35 to 979 and encodes 314 amino acids. The transcript has 4 exons.
CCCGGCGGUGGCAGCGGCCGCGCGGGCCGGGGCGAUGGCGGCGGCGGCGGCUGGGAACGUGUUCCUGAGAGCCCGUGGCAGGACUCUGACCUCCUUCCGCGCAGAUGCUGAGUACCAAUGGAAGGGGCCCUUCUACUUCAUCCAAGGGACAGAUCCUCAGUUUGGACUGACGAAAGCUUGGACACACGGAGACACUAAUAAUGGAGAUGAUGAGUGGGAAGAAGAUAUGAAAUUAGCAGAGCAAGCAGUGCAGGCCAUUAACAAACUAAAUCCUAAACCCAAGUUCUUUGUGCUGUGUGGAGACCUUGUCCAUGGAAUGCCAGGAACCCGAUGGAGGAACAACCAACUGCAGGAUUUAAAGGAUGUUCUGAAGAACACUAACCAGGACAUUCCACUGGUGUUCGCCAGUGGGAAUCAUGAUGUUGGCAAUACUCCAACCAAAGAAACAAUAGAUGAUUAUUGCAAGAACUGGGGAGAUGAYUACUUCAGCUUUUGGGUUGGAGGUGUUUUCUUUCUUGUGCUGAACUCUCAGCUCUACUUUGAUUCUUCCCAAUGCCCUGAGUUAAGGCAAGCCCAGGAUGCCUGGCUCGAUGAGCAGCUGGCUGUCGCUGCAAAACAGAAAUGCAAGCAUAUAAUUGUAUUUCAGCACAUCCCUCUGUUUCUGAGCAAACCUGAUGAAGACCACGAUUAUUUCAACUUGGAUAAAUCGGUUCGUCAGGAGAUAAUGGAAAAGUUUCAUAAAGCAGGUAUUAAAGCUGUAUUUUCUGGGCAUUACCAUAGGAAUGCUGGAGGGUUCUACAAAGACCUGGAAAUGGUGGUUUCAUCAGCCAUAGGAUGUCAGCUGGGAAAGGAUACACACGGGCUCAGGGUGGUGGUUGUCACAGAGGAAAAGGUGGUGCACAAAUACUACAGCUUAGAUGAACUGGGCAGCCAGGGCAUAGASAAGGAGCUGCUGGAUUUGCUUCCUAAGCAAAAGUAGGCUGUGUCAAAAGAUGUUUUUCCAUAUUAGAUAAAUAUAAACAGUUUCAUAAAGUUUCCCCAAGCAGAAGUACAGAUUUCUGACUGCAGUGUCCCAGAACAGCUCUCAGUUUGUUGUCGUCCUAAAUAACAAGGAAGUUGUUGACGUGUUUUUCUUUUUGAAAAUGAGACCUAUGAGGAAUAUGGGAGAAGAGCAGAGCAAAUAUGGUAAUGUGUCAUUGAAAAGUACAGUUCUGAGAAUUUUCACUUUGCUCCUAGAUAAGACUUUCUGAUUAGAGAGAAAUUGGCUUCUACAUAAGCCUUUAACUUGAGAGGGUAUUUCAAAAUCAAUAAAUUUAGUAAUUUGUUACCUUCUGGACAAUAUGAAUGGGCCAUWUUUUUACUCUACAGAAACAAAUAUCAAAAAUUUUGAAAUCAGCAGACUCCUGCUGAGUUUUCACAAUUUUUGGAUCGUAUCCUAUUACUUUGGUGUCAUAUUUUCUCCCAUUUCCCACACUUUAUUUUCUUAGCUCUUCAGAGCCAGGAGCAAUAGGAGAGCAAACACACUCUGRUUUGCAGUCACAGCUUGGGUUUCUGUUAUAUCUGUUAUAAAGUUUUAUAUAAUGUUAUAUAGUUUUAUAGUUUCCAUUAUAUAGUUUUAUAUAAUGAAAAGUCUGUAAAUGAGGCUGAUAUAAAUGUCRCUGACAGAAACUAAAGGUGAAACAACUAUUUUCAUUUUGAAAUUUAACUACCAUUCAAUUAGCAUAUAUUCUAGCUCUAGCUAUGGAAAUUGGAAUAAUUGCAUGGGGAGAAUAUUCURUACAGAAUAUUGUAACCAGAAGUCAUUUUGUUGAUUUCUAGAAAAGGAGAGAACUUUGAUUUCCAAAAGCAGAGUGCCUUACUGUAAUAUUACAGGAUAUCAAAACCCUAAAAAGUAUGUGUUCUUCACUGCAGUAAGUCUUUAAAAACAAAUUCAUKAAAUAGUUUAUGUGCUUCAAUCCACCUCUUUUUUUAGCAAGUGUAUCUAAUUUGUUGCAAAUAAAGUCUUCAUGUAAUUAACUCACACSUGUUGG